AUGUCGUCGCCUUCCUCGGCCCAUUGGCUGAGCCUCGUCGGGACCAUCUGGCUGCAGACCAUCAACGGCCCCAACUCCGACUUCCCCGUCUACUCGUCGCAGCUCAAGGAGCUCAAGGGCAUCUCCCAGGUGCAGCUCAACUUCCUCGCCUUCGCCUCCGACGCCGGCAAGCUCUUCGGCUGGUUCUCCGGCGUGGCCGCGCUCUACGUGCCCCUCCCCCUCGUCGCCUUCGUCGGCGCCUCCUUCGGCCUCGUCGGCUAUGGCGUGCAGUACCUCUUCCUGGACAGUCCCGGGCUCAAGUGCUGGCACCUGUUCCUGCUCACCGCCCUCGCCGGGAACGGCAUCUGCUGGAUCAACACCGUCUGCUACCUCCUCUGCAUCAAGAACUUCGCGUCCAGGAGCCGCGUCGCCGUCAGCCUCGCCACCAGCUACCUCGGCCUCAGCGCCAAGGUGUACACCAGCCUGGCCGAGACCAUGCCCCGCCUGGCCGACUCCAAGGCCAAGACGUACCUCCUCCUCAAUGCCGUGGUGCCGAUGAUCGUCACCGUGUUCGUGGCGCCGGCCCUCAGGCUGUUCGACCUCAAGAGCGACUCCAUGUCGAGCACGGAUACGGCAUUCCUCGUCAUGUUCGCCAUCACCCUCGCCACGGGGGCGUGCGCCGUGGUCGGCAGCAUCGGCUCCACGGCCAGCGGGCUGUCCUCCAGGGAGCACAUGGUGAGCCUCAGCGUGCUGCUCGCCGUCCCCAUGCUCAUCCCGGUGGCCCUCAAGAUCCGCGAGAGCAUGAACAAGAUCUGGGAGGCGAAGCGCGAGAACAGGAUCCACGAUCUCGGCACCGACGACGCCGUGGUCGUGAUCGAGGUGAUGGACCUCGAGUACAAGGAGGAAGAGAUCGCCGUCGCGGAGGAGAAUCCCCAGGAGGAGGUCGGAGGCCUCCAGCUGCUCAAGAAGCCGGACUUCUGGCUCUACUUCUUCAGCUACAUGUUCAGCGGCACCCUGGGCCUGGUCUUCCUCAACAAUCUCGGACAGAUUGCCGAGUCGCGAGGUCUCGGCCAGACUUCCACCCUGGUCUCGCUGUCGUCUUCCUUCGGAUUCUUCGGUCGCCUCCUCCCGUCCUUCAUGGACUACUACUCUGCAAAAAGCGGCCACAGCAUAUCGAGGACGGGGUCCAUGGCGUCGCUGAUGGCGCCCAUGGCGUGCGCCUUCUUCCUGCUGCUCAAUCCGGGCAGCGUCUUCCUGUACGCGAGCACGGCCAUCAUCGGCACCUGCACGGGGGCCAUCACGUCGGUGGCGGUGUCGGCGACGAGCGAGCUGUUCGGCGCCAAGAACUUCGGCGUCAACCACAACGUGCUGGUGUCCAACAUCCCCGUCGGCUCGCUCUGCUUCGGCUACUUCUCGGCGUUCCUGUACCAGCGGGAGGCCGGCGCGCGGGGGGCCGCCACCUGCUCCGGCGCCAGCUGCUACCGGGCCACCUUCGCCAUCUGGGGCGCCACCUGCGUCGUCGGCACGCUGCUCUGCGUCGUGCUCUACGUCCGGUCGCGCAGCUUCGCCGGCAGGCUGCCGGUGAGGUUACAGUGGCUGUCGCGCUUCGCUAACUUCCUAGGCGCUCGUCAGAAGGCUUGA
Molecule: messenger RNA, 1620 nt
Organism: Triticum turgidum subsp. durum (durum wheat)
Lineage: Eukaryota; Viridiplantae; Streptophyta; Magnoliopsida; Poales; Poaceae
Source: the annotation of a GenBank genome assembly